Molecule: messenger RNA, 1008 nt
Organism: Geosmithia morbida
Lineage: Eukaryota; Fungi; Ascomycota; Sordariomycetes; Hypocreales; Bionectriaceae
Exons: 2
Coding region: 1-1008 (335 amino acids)
Source: RefSeq, a predicted model, not a curated record
AUGGACACCAUCUCCAUCCACAGACUGUCCGAGCUGCAGACCCAUCUCGACGACCUCACCAACGAUGCCUCGACACCAUUCGACGCCAAGCUAUUCGAUGACGUCGAGCUUCAGCUAACGGAGGACAACAUCCCGCCGCUCCUCACCGCGCUCCUCCCACCACUCACCACCGUCCUCAAGUCCACGACGCAGGACCCAACGCCCUGCCUCUCCCUGACGGUCAAGCUUCUCGGCCCGCUUACAUUCGCGCGGUGCCUGACUAUUGCCGACCCGCCGUCCCUCACGACGGCCUUGCGGUCUCCGCUCCCCGGGGCCAACCUGCUGGCCCUGGCCGUGCUGCACAAGGCUGCCGCGUCGCCCGCCGACGCUGCCAUCCUGAGUACCAUGCCCGACGUCUUCGAGGACGUGCUCCGCUGCUGGCUGGACGCCCAGGACGUAGGCGUGGCCGAGCGUGCGGCCAGGGUGCUGGGAGACGUUCUCGAGGCGGACUGUGUGGUCGCCCCGUCUCAGCUUAACGGCGCGACUGCCAUCCAGCCCGGCCACGGCCGUCUCUGGUCCCUGCUCCUCGAGAGCCGUCCGACGUCCACCCUCAUCCCGCGGCACGCCACCCCCUCGGAACAACAUCCCUCGGACCCCCCGCGUACCGACCGCCAAAUCUCCCUGUCUCAGGGCCGUAUCCUCCGCCUCCUGCCGCGCCUCGCUUCCCUCAACCUGGCCGCCAUAUCCGGCUCCGACACCGCCCUGCUCCCCUGGGCCGCCCUCGCCAUGGUCGACCGCUCCGAUGCACUCAUGCACCUCAGUCUCGUCGACUUCUUCGAGACCCUCGUCAGUGUCAUGCGCGUUGCUCCCACACGCUCUUCCUCGUCCGACGCCACUCUCUCCGCCCUCGUCAAGGCCGCCGUCGCCGACGACGACAAGCUCGUCGAAGCCCUGCGCACUCUUCCCGAUCGUACCGUAGAGGACGAGGCCGAGCCGCUGAGGGAAUACAUCGGCUCGCUGCUCGCCUAG